AUGGAAGAUUUCGGAAAAACAGCGAAGGGCACUCCCGUGAAAAAGAUAACCAUAAGGCCGAAACUCCCAGAAAAAUUGGCCUCGGGCAGCGAUGGUGAAGUAUGGAGCGGAGUGAGAGCCGUAUUCCUCAACUACGGUGCAGUCCUCCAUCAGCUGUGGAUCCCUGGCCACACGGACACGAACGGCAAGAAGACGACGUCCCUCACGUUGGCCGAUGUGGUUCUCGGUUAUCCGGACGUCAGCGGUUACGAGAUAAACAAACCCUUUCACGGGGCCAUAGUUGGGCGUGUGGCUGGUCGCAUUAGUAAUGCCCGCCUGUGCAUUCCCUACGAACUGGACCCCUCCAUGAACGGCUUCUAUAGAUUGACGGAUAAUAUGAAGAAACUACACUGUCAUCAUGGCGGAACGUUAGUUGUAACUUUUCACUUCGUUGCUUGCCACUUCUGCCCUUCAUUUUUAACGAUCCCGGCAGUGUUUAAAGGAAUUAGAGAUGUAUAAUCCCCUUAGGAUUAAAAUAUCUCCCACUAUUAGGACCAGGCAUCAGGCAACGCUUUCUGUCCUGAAUGUAGGGCUUUGGAAUAGUAAUACCCAAUCGAGUAACAGAGACUUUAAAAGGUGAAAUCUUCGCUUUAGGUAUGAUUAAGGCGAUACGUUUUUGCUUUAUUCUUUAAAGUUCAGCGUUAGUUCGGAAAAAAUAGCUGUUUCACUCGGUUUGACCGAGCGAAGAUUUCAAAUAUUACCUUUAUUGCAUACUACAUAUAGCAACCUUACUAGCAUGCGGCUGCUUCAAGGGUUGAGGUAAAUUGGGCAAGAUUUUCACGAAUUCCAUGAUACUUUGUGGUUUGCAUCAUAUACUGUAAUAAAUACAGUUUUACUUAUGUGAUUUAAAAAUUUGGCCCGUCAUUUCUUCUCGUCUGUUCUCGUCCAAACGGUGGGAUUAAGGGCAGGGCCGGGAUUUAAAUAGAUAGCGCAGUUCAUCCUAGUUCCCCGUAAAACAACUAACAGAAAGCGGUUUGCCUGCGGUAUUGUUUCUACUGUUUGAUUUACGCAAGGAGCUUACUCAUGCUGUCUGUUCUGUAAAAAGUCUUGCUGUAUUAUGAUCAGUUGUAGUGAAAAUUAAAGAAGGCCGAUCUCGGAGAUCAGAUCAUAGCCCCGCCCAUCCCAAUGCAGUCCAGUCUUCAAGACGGGAACGUGUGCUAGCAGGGAACAAUAGGCAAAUAUGUUGCUAAACUGUAGGGCCCUGAUUAUGAUAAUGUACAGAGUGGAGGAUUUAUUUCAUACUUUCAUACCGAACUACUGGACAGAUUAACAGCCGUAUUUCGAGAACUUAUAGGUGUUUCCACCAUUUGCACUAUAUUUCAUUUUCUAAUAAUUUUGUCCGAAAAUUCGGAUAAAGCAUUAAGUUAUUCAUUUCAAACUAGGCUGCAUUUCGCCAAAUUUUUCUAGUAGUUUUGUUUACAUUCAUGAGGUUCUUAAUGCUUCGCUUGAAGUUUGCAAAAAGCACAAAAAAUAUAACCUCCUCUAUUUAUAUGCACUCCACGAAAGAAAAUGUGGCGUGACCAAUGACCCGCACUUGUAACUGCUUGACCCAAUAAGCUACGAUGACAGGAGUUAGUCUAAUUUUUCGGACAAUAAGCUUUUUGCUUUCGAAUUAUUUCAAGUCCGAUUUGUUGCUACCAUUAAGAUCGUCUGCACACACGCCCAUUACCGCAAUCCUCGAGGUUGGCUACCUACUGCCUACGUUACUGCAAAAUAAUUCUUGACUGACAUCAUCAAAUGUGUUCUGGUUAUCUUGUCAGUAGUGUCUCGGAACCAAAAAUACAGUCAGUGCCCGAUCUCAUGAAAUGUCGACUAACAAUUUUAAAUGCGUUUUCGAUUUUGGCGGGGUUGGAAGAAUGAACAUCAUGCAGCACAAUCCCCUGCUAUUGCAAACACGAUAGAAUGCUGGCUUUUGAAUGCGACAACUGUGGUCGGCUGCGGAAACUGCACUCGGCAAAAAAAACUGCUUGCGCAAUAUGCACUUUUCCUAUUCAUUUGAGUGGCUUUCACACAAAUUUUCGUGAAGAUACUUUCACGAGGGCAAGUGUCAAUUGGCAGCUGCAUGGAUGUUUACUUCAACGAACGUACGGGGAGACAAUGAUUGAUGAGGAACUGGAUCGAAAGUCCGACCCCCUGAAAUGGCGUCAGAUGCCCUAUCACUCAACGAUCGCACUCACACUCCACAACUUUUUUCAAGGUUUAAUCGUCCCCGAGGCUAGACGUAGGGGGAACUUAUCGAUUCACUUAUACAGUAGAUGGACUAACUCAUGAAAUGUCAACUGAAAUUCGGAAGUGCGUCUUCGUUUCGAAAUAAUUAGUUAAGUAGGGUUGCAAAACUAAUCAUCAUGCAGACUAAUUAUAUAAUAAUUCAGUUACCUCAGGAUGUCGGCUUUCGAAUAAAUUUCUUUUCGGCUGUAUGCAAAAAUCAUACACUGUAAAAAUGACCACAUAUGUAGCAUGCAUUUCUCUCAUUGAUUUUCGAUGCCCUUAACUAUUCAAUUAUAUUUCAUGGAAAACAGGCAUAAAAAUAUUCAUCCUUUCGCUCAUUCGGUUGAAAAUGACGUCUUCCAAUUUUAUACUGAAAGGAAGGACAUAAUUCCGUUUUCAAAAACUUUUCCAGAUUUCGAGUAGUUUUAAGCCCGAAAUGCAGUUACAUUUACAUUCAAGGUUUGCAAACUACAAAUCAUAUAUUUUCUGCGUACGGACAACCAUACAUUCCUCUACAGUGUUAAGAGGAGACCAUAUAGAGUUCAUAAAAUUUAGCAGUUGAUUUGAGCCGUAUUGUUAACUUAAAAAGCUACAUUGGUAAAUGCAGAGACAUGACGUUUUAUGAGCGGCCAUUUCACGGUAUCAAAAAUUCACAGAGUAAUAAACUUUCUGGAACCAAAUUAUACACUCCUUCGAGUAUAAAAUCGGAAGAAGACGCCAUUUUCUACCGAAUGUGCAAAAGAAUGAAUAUUUUUGUGCAUGUUUUCCCUGAAAUAUAAUUGAAUAUUUAAGGGCAUCGAAAAUAAAUUUGAAAAUGUACCCUACUUAAGUGGCCAUUUUUUGCAGAGUAUGGUUUUUCCAUGCAACCGGGAAGAAAUUUCUUCAAAAGCCGACAUUCUGAGGUAACUGAUUUAUUAUUGAAUUAUUCUGCACGAUGACUAGUUUUACAACCCUACUUAAUCCAUCUUUUUGAAGCGAAAACACAUUUCGGAACUUCGGUUGACAUUUAAUGAGCUAGCCCAUCUACUGUACGACUGGCAGUCGUGAGUGGGAUUUCUCAGAGGUAGAUCACGCGACCGAAAUUCCAUAAAUUGGCUGUUCGUACCUGUUGCACUGAAAACGCUCAUAAUCGGUAUGAUUUCCCCAUUUGUUAUUGUCCUCCCUAGAAAGUGUUCGUACUGAAAACGUCACGCUUCCUGCAGAAAGUGCUGUUGUCGAAAACCGUGGCUCAUUGUAUCCUGCUUACAGUAAGAUUUAGGUUUAGUCUUUUUGCAAAGACAGUCUAAUGUGAGAGAUGGAAAUAAGGCCAUGAUAGGAAGAAGAUGAGCUCACUCAUUGAAUAGGCAGGAAAGCCAACUGUAAAUGACUCCUCCUACGCUUUGCUUUCGUUGCUAUUGUAAGUUUCAGUCACACUUUGAAAUACUUAACUCACUUUCCCUAUUUUUUGACAUUUACCCUACUAUCGAGAUGCCCCAUCCGCAAAACCACCAGUCCGGUAAGACAGGCGGUUGUGGUUAGCUGGUGAUACUUGGGGGCCUUCAUUAGAUCCUUGCCGGCCUUUUUGUAGAAACAAUCUUCUGUAAGAUAUGAGGAUAGGGCCAUGAUAGAUGGAGGGUGGGCAAACUCACGAGAUAGGAAGGAAAGUCAACUUUGAAUGAUUCUUUCUGUGAAUACGGUGAGGUGUUCAGUCCUAAUAUCUGACCCAGGAUUAUCCUGAGGACGACAGAAACAACGCGACCUUUUAAAAACUGCUCAUAAUCCUUCGAGAUGCACUCAAACGGUCUGACGGACUCGUGAGUAAAAUAGCUAACGGCCUUUGCAUAUGUGACUCUUCUGUUCUACUAACGACAGCUUUGACAGCAUAUGUGAGUCUAAGCAUGAAGCCUCUGUUGGUAGUCCGGGUAAAUCAGACCAAGGAAUCUGUUCUCAUUGUUAAAUUGAUUUAUGCAUCAUUCCUCCUAGAGCGCUUUUGUUUCGGCAGCUAGAACGCCGAGGAUAAACGGUUGCCAAGGCAAGAGUAGUUUACACAAAUCUAUCCUCGCACGGAACCCAUUCUAACCCAUUCUACGAGCUGUGCUAAAACAAACUAAUCAGCUAGGCAUUAUACCGCCUGAACUAUGGCGGCUGCAAAUUUCGUGAGGUGACUUGACAGUUGUCAUUAGAGGUGGGUUACAAUAAAUUUCUAGGUCUUGUCCACGGGCGCCAACUCACCAUCUGGUGCGAGUUGAAUAAACGAUACUGUUGCACCGCCGCUCAUCGUUUCUGAACUACGAGGGAAAGAAUAUGGACCAUGUGGCAGCGCAGACUACCACCCUCUUUUCCCGCAACCCGUUUGAGGACUAAUCACCCACUCGCGUUAUUCUUAGCCAGUUACGCUGUCAUCAUCUUAACUCAGAAUAUCCUUCAGAGACACUUGUUGCAGUAGAACAGUCUGCAGGAAUGUUAGGUAGAAUGUAGGAUAUCUUCUUGCAAAGGACAGCUGACUUCAUUUACUUAUCAACACAUCAGUCUCAUAAAUGUAAGUUUUAAGAGCGACCAGAAGGUUUAAUUCUUUUCACCUAAAUUCAGGUUUGGACUAUCAAAACGGACAUGGGAGAUUCUUGAAUUGAAGUCAGACAGUGUCAAGUUUAAAAUCUUCUCCCCUGAUGGUGAUGAGGGUUUUCCCGGCAACCUAACCGUUUAUGUGAGCUAUCGCAUAACGGUCAACUCUGAGGAGAAAAUCGAACUCUCCAUCGACUACUUCGCCAGCGUGGCAGGCGGCAUCACUCCACUGAGUCUAACCAAUCACACUUAUUACAAUCUGGCGGGUCACCUAGCGGGACCGGAGGCCCUGGACCGACACAUCGCUUGCAUCGCUGCGGACCGGCUUCUCGAGACCGAAGGCGAUCUCAUUCCCACGGGUCGAAUCCAGAGGGUAGAAGAGGUGGACGGCGCAGAUCUGCGCAAACCAGUUAGCCUGAAAGAUGGUCUGCAGAAGAUCCAGCCAGCACCGUUUCAGGGCUAUGAUGAGUACUACAUCUUCAACCAGAUUCCUCCAGAUGAGGCCAAGGUAACCGUCUCGGAGCCAAAUUCUGGCCGGCGGGUUGAGGCCUUCAGCGACCAGCUGGGAGUCCAGUUCUACACUGGCAAUUGUCUGGAACCAAAAACUGAUCCGGUGGGAAAAAAUGGCUACAGUUACCCACAACACAGCGGUUUUUGCAUUGAGUUGCAUGGCUUCCCGGACGCAGUGAAUAAACCCAAUUUCCCACAGUGCUUUAUUAUUCCCAAUGGGAAGCCCUACACUCAGAAGUCAAAGUAUGUGUUCUCCUUCUAACUGCAUGACUCCUAUCUAGCCACAAGGUCUGCCUGACGACUUAGAUGACUUAGUUUUACUCCUUAUCCUUUUUCCAACUGCCUCUUCGACAGUAAGGCGGCGCGCUUGUCCUCAGUCAUGUUUUUUAGACGGACACGUCCUUAUUCGCGCUUUUCGCGUCUAAUCCUGGACUUGACCGUGCAGAGGAUAUGGUUCCUCAUAUAUUUUGGCCCUUUAAAGCUUGCCAUGUGGUGGUUCUGUGCGAAUCUUUCCAUCUCAAAUUAUUUUACUGUCGCAAUUGGUUGCAAUUAUAGUGUUAAACCAAUCACAUCUCUCUGUCACAUGGGAAUGUCAUUCACUGAUUCAUCUCCUUUUACUGAACGGACUACAAGUGAUUUCUUCUUGUUGUACAGCUGCAGUCCACAGAUUUGGCGGUUGGCCGCAUAGAGACGAGCAACUGAUACUCCCAGUGCUGCUGACAAAGGGACUGGAAUUAUCGUUUCAGCUUGCCUGCUGCAGUCGUUUGGUGAUGAAUCAACCGCAGACUCUGAGAUGCCGGCUCACUCGGUUGUCGAACACUUGGGUUAGGAAUGUUUUACUUGAACCAGGAGUCAACGCCUUCUCAACCACAUACGGCUAUUUCAGUCUCCUCGUCAGGAAGACAUUUUAAUCACAUUUCCGACGCACCAUGUCACAUGCCCCUUACUUUUCCUUUGUGACUUGGAAGGUAAUGUGAUAGGGCAUGGGAGUAAGUGCCUUUGCGAAGUUACAUUCCCAAAGAGUGCCUACUUAUUUGAUUUAGGUAGCUGUAAAAACAAGUUUUACGGCGGAUUGGAUAGGAAAUGAUACGUGGACUGCAGAACUCAUUGGCGUGUUUGGGUUUACUGGGCGAGACUGACCGCAUGAACACGGCAUCAAUUUUUUCGGAAAUGGAAUAAGCGUACUGAGUCAGCGCUGGAUGUGUGUGCGAAGCCAGCAGGCCUACGCACCAGUUCAGAGCGUGCAAAGUAUUGGUGAGUUCAUAGCUAUACGGGGUAAUCGUUAGACGCGCCUACACAAACCAAAGACGCAUACGUAGCCCGACACGAAGUUGUUUACUUCCGCGAGUUAGUUGACGCAUGGGGCCACCAAUCGGGGUGUCUAUGCGAACGCAUCCAUGCGAAUAAAUGCGUGACUAAGAGGAAACCAAUUGAAGAUAAGAAGAUUGGCGGAGACGGUAACAAAAGGCAUAAAGGCGACCUUGUUGGUGGCUGGUACAAAGACGGCUGUGGACUAUAAAAUCCGUUAGAAACAUUGUAUAUGGCGUAGGCAAAGACUGCAUGGAUCCACACGUCAAUGGGCCUUGCAGAUAAGUUUAUUUGAAGUAAUAUUUCCCCGGAAUGAAUUAAAAGCAAGCAUAGACAGCAGAAUUUAUUGGAACCAAUAGAUUUCGCGACGGCUUAUCAACUGCAGCCUGUCGUUGCAUGACACAGAUACCAAAUGAAAAAAGUACAAAGGCUUGAACUUCCACGGAGAAAAUCAAUAUAAAACAGCAAGGUUAUCGUAUACUGCACGUAGACUAAUCAAUAAAAUGGCAACUUGAAAACGUAACAUAGGAAAGAAAACGGGAACACGCCGAGAGAUUGCACAAAGAAAAGGGCUCCGAUUUAUGAGGACAAGCUGAGGUUUACCACGUGGUCUAACUGUUUGCAUAGGUCAGGUCUCUGCCAGCCUAUAAGUAUGCGAGUUGUUCCUGCCCGGAUUUAUACUAGAAAAGAUGUUUUAGGGUCAACCGAAUGACCGCUAUCUAGGAGGUGCUUUGUGAUAGAAGACCGUGGAAUUUUAUUCGCCUGCUUUAGAAGCCAUUUAGGCAGGUGUUCCACUGACCUGGCUUCCAGUCGCCUUUGCGUUAGCCCAAUGUACUUGCAUUCGUAAGUGCAUGUGAAUUCGUAAACACAGUUUGACGUGGCGUGCAAUGGCAGUGCAUCCUUCGCCCGUGGAACUUGGAUAGCCUUAGUGGGGCUGCUAAAUAUGAGUUCAGCUGAAUUGUAUGUUUUUGCAUUGGCGCACCUCAAUCGUCGAUGUUGGUAUUUGAAAUGUUGCCACCCUUAAAGGGUAAAAAUAUUACAACGGGCUUUUUCGGAACUGACUGCUCCGUCAGGUUUGGCCGUAAAGUGUUGCCGUUGUUUGAAUCACAUAAGCAGACAAUCUAUGGGAAUGUAAUUCACGGGGUUUAUUUAUUCUCGUUUCCAAUCGGUAAUGGGACGGUAUAUUUUGGUUGAGGGAGUUUAGCAGAAGAUCUCAUUGGAACCAACUUCGUAAUUGAGAGUGUCUAGGAGCGGACUACGUCGAGGUAAAAAUUUAGUGGCUAUUUCAACCCAAUCUGAAAAAGAAGCAAAAAGUAGACUGUUCGAACGUCAUCAUAAUUUCCGAGCGAUCCUCUCCGCCUUUCCUCCUAGCUGGCGAGACUGAUAGUCACCGUCCACGGCCGCAAACACUUUUCUGCGGAAAUCAGGUAACCGUACGCAUAUGGACUUUAUCGAAGACAUUACUAGUACUACGGUAGGGCGUCCUCGUAUACCUUAACCCACUCAGCCCAAUUGACAUUAAAUCUCUCAUCCGCUGACGGCGCACCUCAUGUGGGCCCGGUUGCUGCUCGCUGAUUACUCAUUCGGCAAAAAAAUCAACCGGCAUUGGUCCAGCGCCAGCCAUUUACCGCUGUAAUCUCUCCGCAGGCAUAAAGGCUGUUCGGUCAACUUUCUCCUCUUGAUUUAGAAAUGCACAAUAAUAGUCAGUAACACUCGACACUGAAUGCCGCAUCCACCAUCUAACCUGUGGGUCGCAUAGGGCUAAUUUCGAAAAAACGGUCUCGUUGAUCCCAUUCUCACACCCUCUGCCCCAGUGCACUUAUUCAACCGGUGUCCAAAUCAGAAUGGUAAAACAGUGAGCCGCAGUGGUCUCUUGAUAAUCGAUACACUGUUUCAGUUCUGGCGAAUCUCCUUUCACAAAUAAAGCUUAUUUUUCCUCUUGCAUGGGAACGUCACCUAGUUGACAACAACCCCCUAAAGACUUGUCCGAUCGAUACGCAGCGAUCCAAGUUCCGAGAUGGUUUUCUAAUUAUUCGCGCUCUGUGCACCAGCGCAUAGAGUCUGACAGAGGAAACUCGAUGCAUCCGUAGACACGCUUAAGAUUUCUGUAGUGCUUAUGCUCAGCUACAGAUGGCUCUGAAAAUAGACAAUUAUAUUUGACAAAGCAAAACGCAAAAACAACCCGAGACGUUUAUAUUUUAAGACAAAUGCUAAACAGGCCCUAUAGUCUGGGGGUUUCAUGCCUAGUUUCUAAAACAAUGUCUGCGCCCAGUGAGAAUGGGUUACAUCAAAGAUUCAAACAUCAAAUGCCCAGUGACAGUUUGGUUAUGGCGGACAAUGGUGUCCAUCGAAUGUUCCACAUUCAGGUGUGCGCAGGGACAGUGGCUUGGUGGAUUCUAGGGUUGAUUACUUAGGAAAUCCUGCCCGGGCAGUCAGCUCACUGUACCAGAUUUUGUGGAUUCCAGACGUUGCAGUAGACUGGGCGGGUAACUUGAGUCAAAUGUGAUUUAACUCACGUCGUCCGGCGGGGCCUCGUAACUCAGGUAGCUAGAGCGUUGGUUGUACUAAGGCCUUCCCCUGCUGUCUUGUGUUCGAAUCCCACCGAGGCUCCGAGUUGUUCACGAUUGAGUCAGUAUGAACGCCAAGGCAAGCUGCCCUUUGUAUUCCUCGGCACAUUGGCUGACCACCAAGAAGUUAUCGAUGUAGGCGUACGCAAACGAUAGGCCAGGUAGGACAUUUUCAAUGGACCUCCGGCACGUUUGCUCGGCAUCGCAAAGACCGGAAGGCAUGCAGAUUAAAAGAGGCCAAAGGGUGGAAUGACGGCGGUUUUUGUGGUAUUGUCAGGCCUCUUUGUGGCGAUUGCAAGUUUUCAUUCUUGGUCCCGCUUCUCAUCUCUAAUAUUGCAAACUGUUCCAUCCGAUACAAAAGGUUUCCAACUCUGUGAACAAGGAAAACUUAACAUAUGAUCAUGAGCGAUCAUGUCCCCGCCAGUAGCUUAAUCUUGGAUAACGUCUUGUGCUAUAAGUGCAUCCCACCUCGUGUAACUCGUGCCUUUGACGUUCUAUCAGUUUGGGAAACACUGCAAUGACAUUAAAUAGUAAUUAAUUAUGUAUCCGCAAGUUGCGAAUUAACUCUGCGCUCCAAUGACCAAGACUAUGGAACGGAUGUCUUUUCCAUGAGAUAGAAUAGGAAGAAUUUUUUAUGCUCAGUAUGAUUACCUUUUUGUAGAAUGUUCAAUGGCAAAGGUACAAAAUCAUCAGAAAUGGAGAAAUGCACUUUCGCCGCAAAUGAUUUGCCGCUAAAUUUGUAUGAGUGUCUCGCAAAACUUACGCGUUUCUCUUGCCAAUAGUUCUCUGAGCGCUGAUCGACGCCUUUCGUUCAGAAUGCAGUAGGGUAUGACUCUAACCGUUACAACUUACGGGCCUAUCUUCUUAUCACAUCUUGACUUGACAAAUGUAAUAAAAAUGUCUUAGUGUGUUGGUGGGCUUUUCAGUUACGGAUUAUUGGAUACACACCCUCUUUGUCCUCAUGUAGCCUAUUUCCCUAAUAUAUGAUUGGCAAGUCGGGCUGUUUUGACGUCAUAUAACACCGCAGUUAACCGGUCUUAUUGCCUAAAGGUCACUAAGAGAUCGCUUUAAUGCAGCUCCCCGAUCUAUUUUAACAAAGGUGGCGUCUACCUUUUAGCGAUUCGUCAGGCCCCCCGGCGUCGUGAACUGGACCUGAACUCUAGUCUGGGUCGUCUCACGCCGGAUGGAGCACUCGUCAGUCAGUUGACAAAGGGUCCGGACGAGAAGGAAGCUGAAGCCUUGAUCGAUUCAGUCGGUGGGUGGAUCGUAGGAAAAGUUGUACGCAUUUUCUGAUUUUGGGCGCCAAUUAUGCAUUUAUCUGCUUUUACAACGUCCUGCAUACUCAUUCUUGUCUGAGAUGACAUGAUUAUUGUUUCCGUGACGCCAACCUGCGCUCUUAUGUCCAGUUCUUCACGAACAGCGUCUGGCAGUCUUAGUAUGACAGUGAAAAAUCACCUCCGACAGACUGGAGAGGACUAGAGAGGGCGGGUUAACUCGUGAAAUGUCAACCAAAAUUCCAAAAUGUGUUUUCGUUUCGAAAAGAUUAAUUAAGUAGGAUUGUAAAAUUUAUCAUCUUGAAGCAUAAUUCUGUAAUAAUUCAGUUACCACGGGAUGCUGAUUUUCGAACGAACAUCUUUCCAGUCGCAUGCAAAAACCACACUUUGUAUAAAAUGACUAUUUAGAUGGCAUGCAUUUUUUCGUGGAUUUUCGAUGCCCUUAAAAAUUCAAUCACAUUUCAUGGAAAGCAUGUAUAAAAAUAUCCAUUCUUUUGCACAUUCGGUAGAAAAUUGUGCCUUCUUUCAAUUUUAUUCUCGAAGAAGCGGUAAAAUUCGGGAUCCAAAAACUUCUCCAAUUCUCGAAUAAUUUUAAACCCGACCUGUCGUCACACUUGCAUUCAGGCUUUCCAAACUAUCAGCUGUAUAUUUUCCGCGUGCGAAAAACCAUACAUUUCUCUACGGUAUAAAGAGGAAGCCAAAUCAGGUUCAUAAAAUUUGGCAGUGGAUUUGAGCUAUAUUGUUAACUUUACAAGCCACAUUGGUAAAUGCAGAAGCACGAAUUUUUAUAAACGGCCAUUUCACGGAAUUAAAAAAUCUCACAGUUAGAAACUUUUUGAAACCCGAAUUUUACUCUGUUUUCGAGUAUAAUAUUUAAAGAAGACGCAGUUUUCUACCGAAUGAGCAAAAGGAUGGAUAUUUUUAUACAUGCUUUCCAUGAAAUAUAAUGGAAUCUUUAAGGGCAUCGAAAAUCAAUGAAAAAAAUGCAUGAUACUCAAGUAGUCAUUUUUUACAAAGUGUCCUUUUUGCAUGCGGCCGGAAAGAUUUUCUUUCGAAAGUCAGCAUCCUGGGGUAACUAAUUUAUUGUAGAAUUACGCUUCAAGAUGAUAAAUUUCACAACCCUACUUAAUUAAUCUUUCGAAACGAAAGCGCCUUUCGGAAUUUCGGUUGACAUUACAUGAGUUAGCCCACCUACUUUACAUCGCCAGUGGUAGCUCUGAAUUGUCAAUAACUGUCACGUUGGUGAACUGGAAACGCCUGCUGGCGGAUCAAUUAAUCGAAAUGCGGCGUGCUUGACGUUGUGCCGUCUUUGACAGUUACGAGUCUCGCCCCUCCUUCUUCUCAUUCUUGCCAUUGUGGCAACUUUGCGGCCUUUCCUCAUGUUUUAAUUAACCGGCGCUAAAAUGCACAUGGUCUGCGUGAAGGAAACUGAUUUUUAAAAAUACCUUUUUAUUAGCGGAACGGGCCACUUAAAAUAGUUUUUUUAUGUUCGAUCUUUUGAGCCAAGAAUGGAUACAAGACAAUGUUAGCUCAAAACUUUCUCAGACACUCGCGUUAGCACGCGUGUGGUCGGCUACCUCCACCUUUCCCAUGCGAAUUAUCCGUCGACGCAUUCCGAGGUGUCCUUUUGUACUAACUGAUGCGAAGUUGAGAAAUCGAUUUCAAGAAACGCGACUGGCGAUUAUGCUUCAAAACGACUGGGAAUCAGUAAACGUUUUGGUACUACAGUAGCCUGUAUAUUCAUCUACUAACUUGCAAGAGAAAGUAGGCUUCUACAGAACGAUUAUAUGGCAUGCUACAUGUUUGAUAGUAAAUGGAUGAUGCAUAAUACUUGAGUAGCGCUUCUAUGCCGAGGGCGAUCGAAAAUGGAGUCUAGAAAAUCUCUAAUGUCAUGGAGGCCCCACUCAAACAAUGCGUCCCGUUCGAAUGAGUAAAGUUCAUGCGAGUUAUUAGGCAAGUUAUACCAGAGACCGUUUCAGAGGCCAAGCUGAUGACCUUCCGCCAAGCACGUUUGUUAGGCAUGGUGGUCCUGUAACAAAGGUCGGACAGUAAUUCGCGUUUAUGUCGAGGUUACCUUGGGUCAAGGCCGUGCAGACCUCUCUUUGUUCGGCGCUAGAGCUGUUUAAUGAACGCCAGCGCACAAAAGAGACCUCUUUGUUGACGGCGCCACGGCGUCUCCAGAGCUCGCUUGACGUUGGAAAUAAAAUUAAUGCAAGCAUUCGGCUUUAAUUUUGGUCUGUGUUUGUUACAGUUUAUUCUGAAAAAGCAUUCCCGGAGACUCUUUUUGGUGCGUUUCUUAGGCGAUUAAAGUACUCCAAAUUAAAUAUGUACUUAUUUCCUGUCCCAACUCGUGUAUUUGGCGGUAGGACAUUUCCGAUAAGGAUAAGAGAGACUGGGAUGACCAUUUCUAACCCAUUAGGCGUCAUCAUCCAGUCUUACCCAAGCCCAGGGUUGCGGGACCCGACCUCGAUCUUGAGUUGCUUAGUCAUUGAGCUCAGUAAGUCUAAAACUCUACCAACUGAACCACGUGCUCCUUUUCCUGUCGGUCGCUAUCGCGUAUUGGCGCAUAUUUUCGCCUUUCCCCGUAUGAUUGGCCGCGUCAUGAUUUUGUCUUGAAGGUCCGAAUAUGUGGUGUCCACCAAAAAAACUGCACCUUGUGACAAUCAUUCUACACGGAGAAAUCAACCUGUUGAGCGCAAACACGGCUGCUACAGGUCGACCGAUUUUCGUGCUUCUACUCAACCAUCAGUAAUGACUACCGAAGUUAUAAACAAUCCCUCACCCCAUCGAGCUUUGCUGCUAAUCUAUUGGGCGAGACCCAGAAUGUCAAUACGUAAUGCAUGAAUUGAUUUAUUGAUCCGACCCCUUCAGAACUUUAGUACAAACACCGCGACUUCGCCAUAUAGCGCCCCGAUCACCUACUGCUAGGGCUGGUCGAGGAUAUCCCAUCCUAAUUUCCUCUUCCUUUUCGCUCUGCGCCAAAAUGUGUGCAUGGAUUGGCAAACAUGACUGGCGCCUCGACCGCCGCAGGGAACCAUGUUCCUCGCGUGCCGCAUGAAGUGUUCGUAGUGCAGCUGACUUGUCUGAGCAUCAGUUUGUAGUGGGGCUGACUUGCGCAGCGCCUACCGCACUCUCUCCUGCCCUCUCACCUUUCCCCGGUAGCCAGGCAUUGUCAAAGCGGCCAGAUGCGUGCGCGAGCGCUAUGGUCCACAAAACUAAGCGACCCCUCUACGUGUGCCACACACACGACCUGGUGUCCACAAUAUGCACCUGACUAUUUUAAGGUUGAAUCGCAUCUAAAUUCAGCGAGAGUGUCAUGAAGGCCACACCAAGGGGCUCUUGUAGCCUAAAACUCACUCCUCAGCAGGAGCGAGUUAUCCCGUCAGUUGCCAACUUUCCAAGCUACGACGUCCAGCCCGUCGGGUUUGAUAUAUUGAGGAAUGCCUUAAUAUGCCUCGCGAAUGAGUCCCCUAGCGUCGAUUUCAUUCCCUCUAUCUUCUCCCGCACACCUGUCGACUGUUCGAGCCUGUCAACCAGCUCUUGAUGCAAUUCGGCGCAGUGGCCGACGCGACAUGAAGACCAGUGCCUAAGGUCUGCCAACACAGGCAUGCAUGGCCGUAGCUACAGGCUUGUGCGGAGUCAGCUCCGCUCGAUAAACGCGUAUCGUGAGGCAGUCUGACCGCCCUAUUGUUCCAGAGCAUUUACAGUGCAGCACCUUUUGGAGGCUAAGUAACGAAGAACCAGUCACGUUGUGACAUGCGCAAGCUAAGUUCAUGGCCAUCUCCGACUGGCUUGAUUUGGUCGUGUUACUGGCGGGUGUGGGAAGGGAAGGUGAGGUCCGUGUUGAGGAGGCUUAUUCUAUCAUAGUCCACUUCCUGAGGUGAUGGUGGUCAUCAUCGUUUUUUUCGGAAGCGACUUGUUUCAAUUUGAUGCACGUACUGUGGCUCACUGACCCCGCGAAUGAAAGUCGAAACCCUGUGACAGCUCUGUGCCAUAUUAUCGUUUAUACCUAACUAUUUUAGUUUCUCUAUUUGCCAAGCAUUUCCUUAACUCGCAUUUAUUUACUGUUUUUUAAGUUGGUGUUUAUGUAACGGUUACGCGGACACUCCGACUGAUCUGCGUUUCGAUUUCACUAACUGACUUUUCACCCACUGCCUUUGCUCUUGACUGUGCGGCGUUGACAAUUAAGGCAUUCAGUAUGUUAUUACCGAUAAAGACAAGGGAGACUGGAAUGGUCAUUAAGUCAGUUUUAACGUGGUUAUACCGCUUGGCUUUUCUCAACUUGGUUUUUUGCGUGGGAUCGCGUUAUCGGUCGACAAGACCCGCUAAAGCCCUCUACGGCUGUGUCACCCUGGAAGAUAGCCACUCUUCUGUUGCCGUGGAAAAGUCAGAAAAUAAAUUUCCAACGGUCGUUUCGCAAGGUAGUCUUUGAGAUAUAAAAGACUGCAUGCACACAAAAUUACUAAACAACUCAGUCCCUUGUUUCGCCACUUUUCUGUCACCGCAUGACGCUAUUUUGGCCCAUUACUGGGCCUCUCAGCGUGCUCUUCAUUGUAUUAUAGCGCACGGUGCUUCAUGUCUGCGUCUGGGACUUGUCAUAUCCCCUCUUCUCCUAAGAUGUUCAUGUGCCAAAAUUUGCUGCUUUUGGAAUAGUCACGGUUCCACUCGGGAAGCCCCACUUUAUCCUUUAGGUCCACUCCAGGACAGUAGCAGUGGUUCGCCCAGCAACAAAUAAUAAAUAAUUCACUUUGACCCAACUGUAAAAAACUCGGUGCCGAAUUCUUCACAGAUGGGUCAAAGUGGAUUAUUUGAAAUCUGCCAUAACACCUUAAAAAUAAUAAAUAAUUAAGGUGAAUUACGGACAAAAUAAAUUGCUAGCAUGAUCAUUUUGGACCUCCCCGCUACUGUCGACCAGCUUUACCCGAAUGCUGGUUCGAGAAACCCCGGGUUCGUGGCUGAGCAGAGCUGGCGUCAUAAGGCUUCUUGCUUGCCAGAAGGAGCUUUAGGCGCGGCAGAAUAAACGACUUAGAACAACUCAGAAGUCACUGAGAUGGCAGGGCGAAGCCCUACAUGAUUGUGCACCAACGAAGUUGAUCUCAUUGGUAGCAAGUGUUCAUUUUGACUGAAUGUCAUAUCCCCUCGCAGUCAGCCGUCUCCCUGGUCCUCAGGUACACCCUCGUCAUUCUACUCUUCCUCCAGCGCUCUCGAACUCGCGAAGCAAAAGCGCAGGCCCAGCUGGCAGAACUGAGUCUUGUUCGUAGUGGUCUGCUGGCCAGCGCCGCCUGCGAUGCUUCGCAGGCUCGUGUACAGAACACGGAUCAUCUGCAGCGCAUCCUCGACGUGAGUCCCGCUGUUGUCCAGACCUUCCGCAUGCCGAAAUAAAUCGAGUUUUUCCUCCUAUUUUGUUUGACUCCGUCUAUCAACGGGAAUGAGGGCUAACUAUAACGAAUACAAAUCCCCAUGGCAGUUUGUAUAUCAUCAAUUCACAUUCUGGUAUUUUAAAACAGUGAUGUGCAGCACAGCAGCUCUCGCCUCCUUGGUAGAAGGAGGACGGAGGAGAUGGGAGGCCGGAAUAUCACCGAGAGUUUCUCACUCCAGCAGGUUUUUGUUGCGCAAUUACCCUCUUGUCCGUCUUUGUUUAACUCUCCGCCACAUACUCACUUGUACUUCCCUGCGAUCAAGGCGAUAUACGGGUUCUUCUCGAACAAAAGAAACUGCGCCGCUUCUCAGCUCGGAUAAAUUAACGCUUUUCAUAGAGAAAUCGCAGAUUCUGAAGCGUCGGGUCGAACACUUCAGAAGCGUCCUCAACCGUCCUCCCCCACAAUCUCCGACGCAACCAUCGUCUGUCUCCCUCAAGUGGAAACCAACCCCCACCUGGAUCUCUAGCCCUUUCCCUCUCUCAAAAACCGUCCACCCGUUCAACAAAUCUCCAGCGGGAAGGCGUUCAGCUCCGAUGAGAUCCCAUCUGGUAUCUAUAAGCACAGUGGCCAUUGCCUGAUGGACCAACUGACAGCGCUAAUGCAGGAGAUGUGGCGCUGCGGGCUGGUUUCUGAGGGUUUUAAGGGCGCGACCGUCGUAAAAGUGCAAAGGGGACCGGAAACACUAGGACAAUCGCAGGGGAUUCUCGCUACUCAACACCACCGGGAAGAUCUUCGUCCGCAUCCUCCCCAACUGUCUCAACGGCCACCUAGAGUAAGGACUCCUGCCGAAAAGCCGAUGCGGCUUUCGGCGUCACAGGGGCACCACCGAUAUGAUCUCUGCCGUCUGCCAGCUUCAAGUGAAGUACUAAGAGAUGUACUCACCUCUACAUAAUCUUCGUGAUUCUGACAAAAGCUUUCAGCACGGUGCUGUGUGAAACACUGUGGAGUAUCAUGCAGAAGUUGGGUUGUCCCGGACGAUUCACUCGCAGCUCCACGAUGGGAUGAUGGCGCGAAUCACGGACAAUGACGCAAUCUCCGAGGCAUUCGCAGUGACCAGUGGAGUGAAGCAAGGCUACCUACUCGCGCCCACCCUCUUCAGCCUCAUGUUUUCUGCCAAACUGACGGACGCCAGCCAUUAUGAGCGUUAUGGGAUACGCAUCGCCUACAAAACUGACAGGCAUCUUUUCAACAACAGGCGCAUGCAGGUUCUAACGCGACCAUCUACGACCCCGGUCAACGAUAUACUCUUUGCUGACGACUGCGCGCCCAACACAACAACCGUAGAAGACAUGCAACGGGACAUGAAUCUCUUUGCCUCUGGCUGCCCUCGCUUUGGGCUGACCAUCAGUGUAGACAAGCCAGUGAUCACGCAUUAACAGCCGUCUACUUCUGAGUACAGUGUGUCUCGCAUCCGCGUCAACGUUGCUCAAAUAAAGGCUGGGGAUAGCUUCAACUAACAAGGCAUCACAAUGCCUCGCUGCAUCAGAAUCUACGACGUAGUAAGUCAUCGGAUCGCCGACUCCAACCAAGCCUUCAGCCGACUGGAGAACUCCAUGUCGAAUUGUUACGGUCUCCGACUGAAUACCAAACAGAAGAUAUACAAGGUCGUCUUCCUGACGACACUUCUCCCUCGAGCGUAGAGCUCGAUCUUGUACUCCAUCAUGCCAAGAAGCAUAGCCAAUUCCAUUUCAGCUGCCUGCGUAGAAUACUAAAAUUGAGAAAGCAAGACAGCAUCUCCGACACGGAAGUUCUAAAACGGACCAGAAUCCCCAGCAUCCACGCUAUGCUGAGACCACUACAACUACGUUGGAGCGGGCGUUUCCUGAGGAGGGAAGAUACACGUCUACCGAAACAGCUCUUCUAUGAAGAUGACACCACCGGUGCUCACCGACCGGGAGGACCAAAAUGACGCCAAAAGGACACGAAGAAGAAUUCUCUUAGACGAGUGCAUAGCAAUCGAGAGAGCUGGGAAUCACUCACCCAGGACAGACCGGCCUGGAGAAGAGAAGACCAGCGAUGCCAUCUACGAAUCAUGCGGGAUCGCCUCCGCCAAAACCAAAAAGGGGCUCGAAAAUCACAAAUGCCUCGCUCCUCCAAUGCAAACCAUCCGUCGCCUUCAACAUGCCCACGCUGACAACGCCUAUUCCGCGCACGAAUGGGCCUCGUUGGACACCUUCGGACCCACUACGCCCUAAACUCAACAGCGUUCACCUCAUCUCACUCUCGCCCCUGCCGCAAACCCCACGCUGACUGCCACCCCUGCCACCGCUGAUCACACUGUCGCUGCCUCACCGCCAUCAUCCAUCGACACCAUCCGCACUGCGUGGACCGCAGCGACCAGCAUCAACAUUACCAUGACUCCACUCACUCCCCGCCCCCACGUUGGGACAACGUCUGAUGUCCCAGCAACCUCUGCCAUCAUUGUCAACACUUCCACAUUUAGCGAUGUGGGCUCGUUUCAUGCCUGUCCCCAUUGCGAUCUCACAAUCACCUCACACAUCGGCCUGGUCGGUCACUUACGAGUCCGUUGCACGGAGACUGGCGAACCAGUGCCAUGA
Spirometra erinaceieuropaei is the source of this 18425-nucleotide messenger RNA. NCBI's taxonomy places the organism in Eukaryota, Metazoa, Platyhelminthes, Cestoda, Diphyllobothriidea, Diphyllobothriidae. The record is from the annotation of a GenBank genome assembly.